UUCUUAUUUUUCGUCUUCUAGCGAAUCCAAAUCGAGGUAAACCCGCAGUUCGUGGGUUUAGGACGUGUUUAAACCCGCAGUUCGUGGGUUUAGGACGUGUUUAAACCCGCAGUUCGUGGGUUUAGGACGUGUUUAAACCCGCAGUUCGUGGGUUUAGGACGUGUUUAAACCCGCAGUUCGUGGGUUUAGGACGUGUUUUCUCGCGGCUGACGGGACCGUUGACGCGGCAUGGACGACAGCAAGAUGCCGGCGGGGAAGGUGAAGAAUCCCGGGAAGCGCGGCAGGAAACCGUCCAAGAUCGACCUGCAGGAGGAGCUGGACCUGAAUCAUAAAGGAAGACCCAAAAGACACUGCUGUGAUGAUUGCGAGCAAGUCUUCACCACAUCAUCAAACCUGAAGAAGCAUAAGAAAACUCACACUGGUGGUAAACCGUACAGCUGUGAUCAGUGUAGAGCAGCUUUUGCCCAACAAAGUCAUCUAACGAAACACCGACGUAUUCACACCGGAGACAAGCCUUACAGAUGCGAUCAGUGUGGAGCGUCUUUUGCCCAGCAAGGUGAUCUUACGAAACACCGACGUAUUCACACCGGAGACAAGCCUUACAGAUGCGAUCAGUGUGGAGCGGCUUUUGCCGAGCAAGGUGCUUUAAGGAGUCACCAACGUAUUCACACUGGAGACAAGCCUUACAGAUGCGAUCAGUGUGUAGCGGCUUUUGCCCAUCAAAGUAAUUUGACGAAACACCAACGUAUUCACACUGGAGACAAGCCUUACAGAUGUGAUCAGUGUGGAGCGGCUUUUGCCCAUCAAAGUAAUUUGACGAAACACCAACGUAUUCACACUGGAGACAAGCCUUACAGAUGUGAUCAGUGUGGAGCGGCUUUUGCCCAUCAAAGUAAUUUGACGACUCACCAACGUAUUCACACUGGAGAAAAGCCUUACAGAUGUGAUCAGUGUGGAGCAGCUUUUGCCCAGCAAAAUGCUUUAAUGAGGCACCAACGUAUUCACACUGGAGAAAAGCCUUACAGAUGUGAUCAGUGUGGAGCGGCUUUUGCCCGGCAAGGUCAUUUGACGACUCACCAACGUAUUCACACUGGAAACAAACCAUACAGAUGUGAUCAGUGUGGAGUGGCUUUUGCCCAGCAAGGUCAUUUGACGACUCACCAACGUAUUCACACUGGAAACAAACCAUACAGAUGCGAUCAGUGUGGAGUAGGUUUUGCCACAUCAAGUAAUCUAAGGAGACAUCAACGUAUUCACACUGGAUAAAAAGUGUACAUUUGUGAUCAGUGCUGAUAUAAUUUAAAGUUCAGUUAAAAUGCACCAGUUUAGUUAAUUUAGUUUGAAAGAAAUAAUUCACAUUUACGCACUGACACACACACCCACACAUGGAUGAUCUGAAGUUUGUGUUUAAUGUUUAGUUAGUUGUUGUUUAGGCAUCGGAAUUGAUCCCGAAUUUUGUUUCACUUUCUUUUAAGACUUUUUAAAAUAAAUUCUGAUUAAUU
This is a messenger RNA of Cololabis saira (Pacific saury), 1502 nucleotides long. RefSeq names its product zinc finger protein 501-like. Bases 229 to 1266 code for a protein of 345 amino acids. NCBI's taxonomy places the organism in Eukaryota, Metazoa, Chordata, Actinopteri, Beloniformes, Belonidae. The record is from RefSeq and is a predicted model, not a curated record. The transcript has 3 exons.